Messenger RNA from Triticum turgidum subsp. durum (durum wheat), 921 nucleotides. NCBI's taxonomy places the organism in Eukaryota, Viridiplantae, Streptophyta, Magnoliopsida, Poales, Poaceae. The record is from the annotation of a GenBank genome assembly.
AUGCCGCCAAAGUUUGAUGACAAAUAUCCACGUCGUGUCCUUGAUCUAGCCAGCCAACACUUGCGCCUUUGCUCUCAGAUUCCCCUAAUUAAUUUUUCUCGUGUAAGUAACGACCCCCAGAGUCCUCUGGGUCGUUUCUGCUUUGUGGGUGCUUCUUAUGGCCAUCUCAUCUUCUCCAGCAACAGGUCAUGUCUCAUUGUUGAUGCGUUUACAGGUGUUAGUGUUUCACCGCCACAGCUACCGGGUGACAAAUACACCGUGGUCUACUACGGUGCCCUCACGGCUCCCCUAUGGUCACCCAACUCACAUCUCCUUGUCACCAAUGGAUCCCACAGUUUCUUCUGGUGUGUUGCUGGUCAUUCUUGGUUGAGGCCUUGUCCUUGCGAUGGAACGGUCAAGCAGAUCGUGACCUUCAGAGGCCAGAUCUUUGGGAUGGACUCUGAUGGCAUGCUCUUUGCCGUGCAUUUGGUACCUCAGAUCUGCAUACAAAAAAUGAUAGUAAGUUGGGAGGAAAUCAUGUCCACCAUACGGCAUCUUGCCAAUGUAUGCCUGGUGGCGUGUGGGGAUAUGCUUCUCAUGGUCGGUUGUCGGGGAUCAUUUCCAGCGAGAGGGAAUACCUUUGAAGCCUUCCGCCUCGACCAGUCAACUGGGCAUCCAAAGUGGGUACAGGUGGAGGAAUUGGGGAAUUGGGCGAUCUUCAUCAGCACCGACAAAAGAGGCCAGCCAUUAUCUUUCAUGAACCCGAAGAGGUGGGGAGGAAAGAGCAACCGAGUAUACUGCUAUUCCCAUGAUUCUGAACAUUGGGCUGCAUUUGAGCUGGGCAAGCCCGCCUCCGAUCCAGACAACUUUGUUUCAAUGAGCCAAGGCAGCAUGGUGCAGCCUAUGUGGGUUGUCCCCAGCAUGUUCUCUCGGUGUCUUUGA